Molecule: messenger RNA, 5682 nt
Organism: Papaver somniferum (opium poppy)
Lineage: Eukaryota; Viridiplantae; Streptophyta; Magnoliopsida; Ranunculales; Papaveraceae
Exons: 9
Coding region: 770-4981 (1403 amino acids)
Source: RefSeq, a predicted model, not a curated record
UUCAAGUACAAAUUCCGAUCGACAUUUAGGAUCGAAAUUCAGUGGUAGCACCAAAUAAUUGGAGGAUGAUGAUGAUGUUUUUGGAUUCAAAUCUAAACCAAGUGAGGACCAGCGUUCCAGAUACUGAAGGAUUUAUUGUGUUAACUUUUCAUCAUACAACCUCAUGAAGAAGAAGCUUAUCCCAAAACCCCCCAGGGGUGAGAUCUACUUCUAUCACGUGGCAGUCUGAGUUGGUAAUCAUCUUACAUUUUAUACAAGUUGAGUUAUCUGUGCUUGGUAAUGAAGUGGAGGACAAGGUCCACAAUUUCUUCGAGCAGGGCAACUUGUCCAAGAGGCAGCAUUAGCCACAAGUUGCUUGUGGAAAUUGGCCUUUUUUUGACACCAAUACAUGGGCUCGAAACCAAAGACAGAUUGAGAUCCCUUCCAUUUUUGAUUUGAAGAAUUACAAUCCCCUGAUAUCAGAUUCUGCGGUAGGCAAUGAGUGGCACUUUUCAGAAAUGUGACCUGGCUUAGGUAUUGCAUGAUUGUCGCUACGCCUGAGUUAAGUGUUAGGCAAUCUGGAAAUCAGCAUCUGAGUUUGAAUGGGUCGUUUUUGCAUGAGCAACAAGGUCAUACAGAACAGUAUCGGGGUGAGUUUCGCGGAGGGUGUGCAAAAUCGGGUACAUAAUCUUGCAUCGAGAGGCUUAUCAUUUCAUGAACCUUGUCUAAGGAAUGCUCCAGAACUCAGUCCUGCCUUGUCAAGAACUUAGAACAGUCAGAAAUUGGUCAUAUGAGUUUUAAUUUCCUCCGUGGUCAACAACAGAUCACGAGGGCCCCACAACCAGGGAUGCCGCUACAUGGGCCAAGGCUGCAAAUGGGGGUUACUGACAUGCAGGCAUGGGAACAGCAAAUUAUGUAUAACCAGUUGCAAGACAUUCAGAGGCAGCGGCAACUAGACCAAGAAUCAAGAGAACUGAACCGGAUGAACCAGCUAUCCGCUGCCUCAAAUCAGUUAACUGGUGAUCUGUUACCAAGACUUGGUAAUGAGUUAUAUAUUGACAAUGCAUCUAGUAAUUUCUGGCCAACCGAGCACAUGAGAGGUGAUUCUAAAGUACCGAUUUCUUCAGAAAUGCCUACGAUUAGUAACACAAACUGGUCCCAAGAUGGUGGUUCCUCUGCAGCGCAAAGAUACCCUGCUGGGCUUAUUUCAUCGUUUGAGCAGGGUCAGGUACUACAUUCAAUGGGGUGCGUUCCUGAUCAGCUUGAUCAGUCUCUAUAUGGUACUCCAAUUGCUAGCAUAUGGGGUGGUCACAGUCAAUAUUCUAAUAUUCCUGCUGACAUGUUAACCAAGGUGAAUGCAUCAGCUGAUGAUUUUCAUUGGAAGCAGCAGCAAGCAGAUUGGCCUGAAAAUACACAGGAGAACAAUGGUUUGGAUGCUUCUUCUGGUGGUAGUAGCACCGUUACAGGAGGCUAUGAACCCUUCGAUGGGUUUUCUUCUAUGCAGAGUGGAACCUGGAGUGCACUGAUGCAGUCCGCUGUGGCAGAAACUUCUAGUAAUGACACCGGGAUACAGGAUGAGUGGAGUGGUUUAAGUUCUCAUACGACACAAAUGCCAACUGGGGCUCUGGAUGCAACUACGGGUGGCAGUUCAAAACAGCGAAAAGAUUGGGGUGAUCAAAAUAUGCACCAUGUCUCUUCUGUGACUUCAAGACCCCUUCAGUUGUUUGAUGAUUCAACUAUGAAUCGAAGCGGUGACAGUGCCUCUUGUGAAUAUGCUGGCCAGCCUCCUGCAGGAUCUAUCAAAUGGUUAAAUCAUAGCUCUGAACAAAUGCCACACACACUUGCUGAAGAUAGUUAUCCAGUGCAGCCACGCAUGCAUCCAGAAAAAUCUGCUGGAGCAGCUUGGCCUGGUCCAAUUUAUGAGGAGUCAAAAAAUGCUACUCAUUUUGGGAACAUAGGGUUAAAUGCUCAAAACAUGGAUGGCUUUUGGAUCCAAGGGCAUACAUUUUCAUCUGAUAACACUGAAAGCCAAAGUCGGAAUAUACAGAAUGGUUUGAGUACGAGAGAGAUACCGCCGGCUAAUGGAUUUGUGUCACUGACAGUGCAUGAGAACAAUAGCACCAUGCAACACAAUCAAACGAAUGAUCUUAACAUAGGAAUGCAUCUGGUGAGGGAUCGUGAUGGUGGGAUGUUGAAUGGUUGUGAUAAUCAUGAUGCCAAGAGAGAAUCUUCUUACAUGGGGAAGUCUACAGCUGGCCCAAAUUCAGACCUGGCCAAGGUCAAUCAGCCAGCAAACCUGCAGGUCCAAAAUAAUAAUCAUAUUAAGUUCGGAAACCAUGUUGAUUCCUUGGUUAAAAACAGAGGAGAUGAUAUUAUGACAAAUUGUCAAAAUCAGGGGAACAAGAAAGAAAUCUCUAAAGAAAGCUACAACUCUAACCGAUCACAUCAAAUUAUUCCAGAUGGUCCAAGAGAGAUUUUGUUGUCAAGUCCUAGUGAUUCUCGUUCUUUGGGGAAGGGUAACAAAAAAUCCAUGAGUCAAGUUGGUCGGAAGGUUUCUGGGGUUCGCAAGUUUCAGUAUCAUCCAAUGGGAGAUUUGGCUGCAAACGUGGAACCUGUUGACAAAAGGGUUCAGAACCUGUCACAGCAUGUCAGAGGUAUGGGGCAAGGUUAUUCUGGUUACGGCAGUUCUGCUCAAAUAGUUACUCAGGGGCAGACAUGGUUAAAUCCCACUUCUUCUGUGCAGCCUUCUAGUAGAGGCCAUUGGGACAGUAAAUCUGGUAUAUCUGGUGAAGCGAAUGAAACCUUGCAGCAAAAGAUACCUGCUGGAACAUAUACAGGCACUUCACCAUAUCAAAGACAUCAGGUGCAUCGUCAACAGGUUGGAUCUAGUGCUAGUGAAAACAUAAACACAGAUCAUACUCCUGGGACGACUAUUAAAAUUCCGCCUUUUAAUCUUUCUCAGGUGCAUCACUCUCAGCUGACGGGCAGCGAGUUGAGGGUUCCCGCGGCACCUCUCCCAGUGCUGGAGUCUACACCUGUCUCUAGACCUUCUGCCUCGUUGGGAGUUUCACUGGGUUCAUUUCCAAUGACUUCAAAAAAUUCAUCCAGUCUCCAGUGUCUGGGAAGUUCAGCACUUUCCAUUAAUACGCCAAAUAGGAAUAUGGGAAGAACCUCAUGGGUCCAGAAACAAGAUUAUCAGGGUACCAGGAAAACGGGAGAUCCAAAGCACUAUACCGAUGGGGAAGAGCAAACUGGGAAGAAAAGCUCCUUGCAAGAGGUUCACCUUGGUCGAGACACGUCAAGUGCGUCCCGAGGGCAAGAAUCUUCUGAAAAGCAUCUGCUUGAUGCAAACUCCAUUGCUUCAGAUUCUUUGCCGGUCCCCCCUCAUCAUCAGGCACUUGAUAGAAGAUGUGGGAAAGAUCCAAUCUUAGUCCCACUAACAGAUUAUGUUUCCCUUCAGAACCAAAGCAGUUCAAACAGCGGGUUUGAAGCCUGUCGCCAAUCGCUAAAACAGGCACAUGUACCACAGCAAAAUUUGUCCCUGGCGCUGCAAGUGCAAAAUAUUGAGCAUACAGAGACAGAUCCUGAUGUGAGCUCUGCAAAGAGAUUCAAAAGAUCAGAUGCUGGUCAUGUUACUCAGCAGAUAGCCACCCUUAAGCCUGAUCAGCAACCUUUUGAUGGGAGUAAAAACAAUGAGGUAAUUGUAACUGCCAUGCAGAAGUCAUUUUUAUCUGAAAAUGGCAGAGUUCAUAAUUAUACAUCAGAGGUAAGAGAGGAUUCAAAUUCAGCUCAACACAUUCCUGAAGACUUACCAUCUCAAGAUGUAUCUGCAUUCAGUGGUCGUAAAAAAUUGCAAGACUGCUCUGGUCAUGAUAAAUUUACGUCCACUAAACCUGAAAAUACCCAGAUUAGUCCCCAGAUGGCACCUUCUUGGUUUGAGCAGUAUGGUGCCUACAAAAAUGGGAAAAUGCUACUAGUCAAUGAUUUAAGGAAGCUAGAAGAAAGUAAUGGGCGUUUUCUCCCAGCAAAUUCUUCUGAGAGUUUGAACACUCGUAUUAUGAUAGAGCCUCCAAAUAUUUUUCGUACCAGUCAGAGCAUAGCCACCACCUCGGUAGCCAGUGAACGUGUUUCUCCUUCUCACUCUCUUCGCACAUGCUACACUCCUAUUGCGAUAGAGCCUGCAAAUGUUUCUCAUACCAGUCAAAGCAUAGCCACCACCUCGGCAGCCAGUGAGCAUGUUUCUCCUCCUCGCUCUCUUCCCUCACAGGUGACUGAUCAGAGUUUGUCUGUAAUGAAGCCAAAGAAGCGCAAAAGUGAAGGUUUGGAUCUUUUGCCAUGGCAUAAAGAAGUAAUGCGUGGUUCUCAAAGGCUUCUAAACAUCAGGAUGGCAGAAAAAGACUGGGCACAUGCUACACAUCGGUUGUUAGAGAAGGUGGAAGAUGAAGUUGAAAUGGUCGAGGAUGGACAGCAAAUACUUUUACUGCGAAGAAGGCUUAUUUUGACGACAAAGUUAAUGCAGCAACUCCUUCGACCCCCACCUCCUGCAAUUCUUUCUGCAGAUGCCACUUCCUCCUAUGAGUCGGUGGUGUAUAUUAUUGCUAAAGUAGCAUUAGAGGACGCGUGCAGCAUGGUUCCUAGCACAGGAAGUGAUUUGAGCUCAGCAGUGGACAACAGAAAUCAGACACCUGGAGAGCUUAAACUUUCUGAGAGACUGGGUGAUAAAUAUUUAUCGAAGUCAAAAGUUAUUGAAGACUUCACUGGUAGAGCGAAGAAGCUGGAAUCGGAUUUGUUGAGAUUGGAGAAGACUUGUUCAGUAUUGGACAUAAGAGUGGAGAGCCAGGAACUCGAAAAGAUUUCUGUCAUCAACCGUUUUGCCAAGUUCCACACCAGGGCCCAACCAGGUGGUGCUGAGAACUCAAUGUCCCCCGUCCCCCAAAGAUAUGUUAUUUCACUUUUAAUGCCCCGGAACUUACCCCAUGGGGUGCAAUGUCUUUCACUUUAAUCAAUCAAUAAUCAACCAGUUCAUUCCCCACUUCCCUUUAUCUCUCUCAUCUCAUUUGUCGUACUUGUAAUGCUGUUAUGUGUAAUCUGGAUGGAGAGAUUCAUGUAAAGAACGAGAACUAGCGAACAAGGUUAGUGAAGGGACUCGGAGUACUCUCUCUCUCUUGGGGGAGUCCAACUCUUAAAUCUGUUCCUCGUAGUCUCUCGUUCUGAUAGUUGAGGCCACCUAUGUCAUUUUUCAUCAGUAUGUACAUAACUUUAUAGCAGAGUCUCCAUGUUCUUGGCUUUUUUUUCUACCAAGGAAAGAUAGUAACAGUUCCUGUAUGAAGAUAGUAGAGAGACAGAAUGACAAGAAAAGUGAACCCUGAAUUCAUGUGGUUCGGUGAUUUGUUGUCCGAGCUGGAAAUAGGUGCUGGCACUUGUAUAAGGGAGACCAAUUUUUGUAUUGUUAUCAGAUUGUUACUCUCAGCAACAAAGCUGGUUAUCAGCUGGUUAGAGCGUGUGGACCUUAACCACAAGGUCACAGGUUCAAUUCCUGUUUUCACUUUUUCUUUUUUCUUGGAAUAAGAGAAAAGACUGGAUUAUAGGUGGGCAAUUUAUAGACAGAAUUGUAGAUUUCUAUGGUUGCUGAGAAACUAGAAGCAGAUUAUUGUAAAUUUUGCAGCUUUUCUAGUUCCUCUGUAUGAGACCUCUCUCCGAUGA